Molecule: messenger RNA, 1188 nt
Organism: Rhizoctonia solani
Lineage: Eukaryota; Fungi; Basidiomycota; Agaricomycetes; Cantharellales; Ceratobasidiaceae
Product: F-box-like domain protein
Exons: 5
Coding region: 1-1188 (395 amino acids)
Source: RefSeq, a predicted model, not a curated record
AUGAACGUCCUUUUUCGUUUGGUAAACACUUUGCUCUCACGAGCUCCGGAUCCUACUGAUAUCACGAGUACCCUGAGCCCUGCUACCUCGCCGAUCGAUUUACCGGAAGACAUUAUCAGGUUUAUAGUCCAAUUGUAUGUUGAGACGGUUCUUUCUAAGGUCAAUACCAUCCGAGAACUUCGCAAAGGAAGAAAGGCCUAUUGGACCUCAAUUGCACCACUGGCUAGGACUUCCAAGGGUUUACGAGCGAUAUCUCAUGGCGAUCGUCUACCACCUGGUCUUCGCAUACUUACCGUUGAUGACCACUGGAACCCCGAGAACCUCAAUCUGAAUCUACCCGCACUAAAGAAGCUCGAAAACCUCAGCAUUGAUUAUCACAAGCUAUUGUCCUAUAGUCGCCCACUUCAGCAGUUUCGGAUUCUCCCUGGCGUUAGCUCUCUUCCGUUUUCUCUAAGAAGACUCGAGAUCUUGCACUUUCAUGGAUCUGUACAGAACUUUCUCCCCCUCGUCAAGUCUUGUUGUCCUAAACUCGUUGAACUUCGGCUGGUCCUUUGUACAAUGUUUAAUAACCCAGAUUGUGGGUGGUGGCGUGUCAACAGCCACAACCAAUACUUGAUAGGAUCUCAUCGGGAUACCGCAUUGGGACAGAUUGCUGUGCUAGCAAGUCAGCUUGAAGGUCUAGAACUACAGCACUUUCAUAUCAACUAUUACUUUGCUGAUUUGGACAGUGUGUUUCGACAUCGUUUGAAUCAUAAGCAAUAUCACCCGCGGGGGCACCGUGAUGUUACGGAUCCGCUUUACGGAAUAAGAGCAUAUAACCCUCUACAUCUUGCCGCCCAGGCGUCCGACGACGCUCCACCAAUUAACACUAGAAUACCUCGCCUUGCCGACAAGAAACUGUGGGCCGUUUCUUGCCCCCAGUGUAAACGUGAGCUGGAGGCACCUAUUGAAGUCACUGAGCGCCUGGCGGUGAGCCUGCUAAGCGCGAGACACAAAUCACUAAAGACUGUUUCGUUUGGAGGAUUCCUUUCUCAGGGACGAACCGAGCCAAGCGAGUGGAUGAUAGUGCGAGAGCGUAAUGGUUCACGCCUGGCGGUAUGGACUCAGCGACCGGGUACGGGCCAAUCUUGGAAACUACACGAAUUCGAACGUCUGGACUAUGGCCCUCAAUGGACCCUACUGGGAUAA